AUGUAUGGUCAUAGAGUAUGCAUUCCUGAAAAGUACCAGAAUCAAGUUUUGGAAGAACUUCAUGUUGGACAUCCUGGAAUUGUCAAAAUGAAGGCCUUAGCUAGAAGCUACUGCUAUUGGCAAGGUAUUGAUGCCAGUAUAGCCAAUUUUGUUCAGAACUGUUCAGCUUGUAUCGCAACGAGGAACGAACCAGCAAGGAUAAAUCGACAUCCGUGGGAAUGGCCAAAUGGCCCUUGGCAAAGGAUACACGUUGACUACGCUGGCCCUUUUAUGGGGAAAAUGUUUUUUGUAGUCUCUGAUGCAUAUUCGAAGUGGAUAGAAGUCAUUCCGAUGAAAAAUAUUACAGCUAGUUUUACAAUUCAUCAUCUUCGUAUUCUUUUUGCUCAUUAUGGAAUUCCCUUAACUUUGGUUAGUGAUAACGGCGCAAGUUUUACUAGUUACGAAUUUCGACAUUUUUUGAAACUGAAUAAUAUUAAACAUAUAACUUCAGAACCUUACCAUCCUGCUACGAACGGACAGGCAGAAAGAAUAGUGCAGUUGUUCAAAGCUUCGUUGAAAUCGAGUAGAUGUGAUUCUGGAGAUCUAAAUGUGAAAUUACAAAGAUUUUUAUUACAGUAUAGAAUAACUCCACAUUCCCUAACGGGAGAAACUCCGAGUGCCUUGUUUUUGAAGAGAUGUAUUCGCACUAGGCUUGAUCUUUUUAAACCAAAUUUGAGAGACAAAGUUGUUCAGAAACAGAGUUCGAGACUUGACACAGAAUCUAUCUUGCGUGAGUUUCAGGAAGGGGAGAAAGUAGCCGUAAAAAAUUAUUCCAGACCUAACAAAUGGAAAAUUGGAACCUUGAGUUAUAGCAUACAAGUUGGAACUGAAAUUUGGAAGAGACACGUAGAUCAAAUAAGGAAAUGUGGGAAGUCGAUUGAAUUAUCCCAAGCUGCUACUGAAAUUCCAAUUUACGAUAAAGAAUUGAAUUUUCCAGAUGAGCCAGUAUCCGAUGAUGUUGCUGAAUCGGAACCGCCUGCACCUGUACCUGAAGUUGUCCCUGAACCUAAGGAUGUACCUGUAUCUGCCACUCCAAGUGAUGAUAUGCCACCUAGCCCUGUACCAGAUGCUUCCGGAAAGACGAAAACUGAUGUGCUCCUCCGACGCUCAAACCGAAUCAGGAGACCUCCAAAGAGACUCGACCUGUGA
Argiope bruennichi is the source of this 1188-nucleotide messenger RNA. RefSeq lists its product as uncharacterized. The coding region runs from base 1 to 1188 and encodes 395 amino acids. Gene Ontology annotation, molecular function: nucleic acid binding. The record is from RefSeq and is a predicted model, not a curated record. NCBI's taxonomy places the organism in Eukaryota, Metazoa, Arthropoda, Arachnida, Araneae, Araneidae. Gene Ontology annotation, biological process: DNA integration. The transcript has a single exon.